AUGGGACCUAUGGGAAUCGCGUGGUACAUCCUCCUGUUACCAGGUCUGCAGAUCGCGUGUUCUCGAAAUGUGGACCAAUCGACUGGGAGACUGGAGUGGACCCUCGGACAAUGCAUCCUGCAGGUGAAGGAGCCUUGUGACGACAACGAGGUCCGCUUCCUGCUUUACGCAGAGGGGGCGGAUAGCAGCAGUGAGCCCAUCCUCCUGAGGGCGAAUGACCCAAGGCCUCCACCCGGCACCUUCAAUCCAAACUUGGACACAAAGGUUCUUAUCCACGGGUACGCCGGUAACGCCGAUUUCAACAGCACGGCAGUCAUCAGGCGAGCCUACUUGAACCGCGGAGGAAGCAAUGUCAUCGUAGUGGACUGGGGUCCCCUUGCGACGUACCCCUGCUACUUCGCCGCGAUAUUCAACUUGCUGCAGGUGGGGUCGUGCACAGCGCGAUUGCUCUUCGGCCUCGCGACGAAGUACUCGCUACACCCGGCCACCGUACACGUCGUUGGCUUCAGUCUCGGUGCGCACGUGGCCGCCCUGACCAGCAAAGGGAUGCAGGCGAUGACGGGGACCCGCCUGGGCAGGAUAACAGGGUUGGACCCUGCCCUGCCCCUGUUCGCUACGCUGAACGACGCCUGGAAGCUCGACCCCAGCGACGCAGACUUCGUGGACGUCGUACACACAAACGUCGGUAUUUUCGGAAAGAUUGAGGUGUCCGGACACGCAGACUUCUUCGUGAACGGCGGCACCUUUCAACCUGCAUGCGCCGGACACAAGAAUGCGCCGCUUUGCAGCCAUCUUCUCGCGCCGGUUUACUUCGCAGAAUCCGUGGCGUCUGAAGAGGGCUUCUGGGGACAGGCGUGUCCCAGCUACUGGCACUACGUCCUGGGCUGGUGCCCUGGAGACACGGCGCGGGACGACCUCGACACACUGAUGGGCGAGCAGUGCAGCAGCACUACCAGAGGCAUUUUCUUCGUGCGAACAAGUGAUUCCCCGCCUUAUGCCCUGGGGAAGCAUCAGGAUUCCACCCGCAUAAAGAAGCAAUACUGUGAUCAAUAAACUUUUUCCCCACGACCUCGGUGUUCCUGGCGC
This is a messenger RNA of Zootermopsis nevadensis, 1086 nucleotides long. RefSeq names its product pancreatic lipase-related protein 2. NCBI's taxonomy places the organism in Eukaryota, Metazoa, Arthropoda, Insecta, Blattodea, Termopsidae. Gene Ontology annotation, molecular function: serine hydrolase activity; lipase activity. The record is from RefSeq and is a predicted model, not a curated record. Gene Ontology annotation, biological process: lipid catabolic process.